Molecule: messenger RNA, 10391 nt
Organism: Rhipicephalus sanguineus (brown dog tick)
Lineage: Eukaryota; Metazoa; Arthropoda; Arachnida; Ixodida; Ixodidae
Gene: ush
Product: zinc finger protein ush
Exons: 7
Coding region: 724-4269 (1181 amino acids)
Biological process (GO): positive regulation of transcription by RNA polymerase II; cell differentiation; heart development
Cellular component (GO): nucleus
Molecular function (GO): RNA polymerase II-specific DNA-binding transcription factor binding
Source: RefSeq, a predicted model, not a curated record
GGCAGUCGGGCGUUUGGCGCCGGACGUGCGGUGUGCGCUGUGUCUCUGGACAUUUCGCACCUUUCUCUAGGGCGCUGUGCGGGCAGUGUGAGUACUGCGAGCCAUCGUCAUCGCAUAGGUAGCCGGUGCCUACUUUGGACCUUGUGUGUGAGCAAACAUCGCCAAGACUGCGCCCCGAGUAGCGCCGCGCGCGCGCCUCCGAAGCGCGUGGUGCCGUCGACACGUGACAGCCCCUCUGCGGCCAGUGGCGCUCUUCGCUUGUGCGCGCGGAAAUACGGUCGCCGCUAAGUGCGGUGUCCUCCCGGCCGAAAUGGGAGGCCUCCCUCGAGCGACUGUCUUGCGCACCUGGGUCCGAGCGUUGCGACGACCAUGAGCUGUCUUUCCGGGCGGCGACCGUUACGCAAGUUCCGACGCGAGUACCAGCCCGCCUGACCGCCGUCCACCACGUGCACUUCAUUCUGUGCUGCUCUGACCUCCGCGAAGCUCUCCAGAUUCUCUUGUGUGCGUACCACCUGGUGACAAGUGAUAGCGUGUGACAGCUGUGCUCGUAUUUCUUCUGUGAGCACAACGUGCCGUGCCGGAUGACGCGUAUGCUUUUGUGACAGACGGGUGCCGUCUGACGAUGCUAGACGAAGACGACGAAGCAGUCUGCAGUUUUUCCUUGUGCGUUUCUUCGGUCCGCUGACGAGUCAGCGUUUCUGAACGCCCGCACGCACAGCUUCAAUGUCACGGCGGAAGCAAUCCAACCCCAAGCCACUGAAAAGAAAAGCCGAGGAGGAGCUUGAGGAGUUGGCCGAGUCCCUGCAGCUGCCUUCGGAGGUGCUUGCCCUGCGUGAAGGCAGUGAGCCAUCUCCCGAGCUGAGUGUCUACACGCGGGUCAUGCUGCGUGGAGGCACACUUUUUGGGCCUUAUGCUGCCCACCUGGUCAAGGACCCUGGCCAAUCUGUCAGUGCACCCCUCAUCACUAUACAAAGCAAAGAGGGCAGUGCCACCUACCUGAAACUGAAAGAGGCAGCUGGUAGCUGGUUGAAGACACUGCGGCUUGUCCAGGAGAAAGAAAGUGCUAAUGCAAACCUUUCUCUUGAAGGUGAUGAGGUGUGGUGCAACCUGACACGUGACAUUGCUGCAGACACAGAACUCCUGGCUCAUUUCACUGCAUCUCCACAAAACAAGCAGAUGUUGCCCAGCACUGAGAGUGCAGCUGAUGCUGACACCUUGGUUGAUGACAUUGACGUUGUUGUUGACGACACUGAUAAUGUGGAGUCAACUUCAUCUGCUGCGGAAGAAUUGAAGAAUGGUGUGAGAAGCCGACUAAAGACAGUUUCCAGCUCACCUGUUCCUACUCCCUGUAAUGGCCCAGAUGUACCAGUGGCAGCUGAUGAUGAGACGAAGGCACCUGAUGGCACGGAAAACCACAGUGCUCAUGCUGAAAAGGCUGAAUCACCAAAUGAACGAGCGCUGCAGCCUAGUGAAAUUAUGAACAUUCAAGUGAAGGUGGAAGCCUGCAGCCCUGUUGCGAUUCCAAGUGGUCAGUCAUCUGAGGACCUGCCUUCUGAUGAUCCAGAUGGAGAUCCUAAGGUCACAAAGAAUGAGCAACUUGCCACAGUAGCUUCCAAGAAAGCUGAUUUGCAUCCUGAACGCAUUAAUGGUUACAGUCCUCUGGCUGGCACAAGCACUGCCAUGCUGUUGCAGCGGCCUGCUAUUGUUGUUCAGCAAGCCUUCGAGUGUGGCAUGUGUGGCAUCCAAUUCAGCAGCGGCAAAACAUUGAAAGCCCACCAAACGUUCUACUGUUCUCAGCGAGGUGAGAAGGCUGCCUUUAUGCCAGCACGAUCACAGGCCGAGGCUACUGAGGAUUCUUUGCCACCUGUCUCGCCUGGCCAACGUUCAUCACCACGAGAAAAUGGUGAAAGUGGAACAGAAACAUGUGCUGUCCCAGCCAAGCGUCCUCGGCGGGAGGAUGGAUUGUCACCCCCCAGCUCGGAUGCUUCUUCAACUACAAGUAAAUCUCCUAAGAACAGUCGUACUUACCAGUGCAAGUACUGCUCUUAUGCCUAUGACAGGAAGGGGAGCCUCACACGCCACAUGCGGCUACAUGGUUCACCUUCAUCACCAACCAAUACUGCUGAUGCACCACCAGCAGCAGCUACAGAAGACAUCUCCAUUCCUCCAAGUGCUCGAUACUGUGCCAACUGUGACAUCCAGUUCUCUUCAUACAAAACAUUUACUGUACACAAGCAGUUCUAUUGCGGCACACGGCAUGUACAGAAAGCUCCUGUGAGCAUUGCCCCUGCCCCACCCCCAGUGCCAACAGUAUCCAUAGCACCAGCUGCACCUGAGCAGGUCCUGCUUAACCAGCCAUUAUUUGCAGCAAUAUCCACAAACCCCUUGAUCCUUGUUCCGUGUUCUUAUGUCCCUGGAAAUGGCCUUGUUCCCACAACAGGGGGAGUUCUGCGGCAAGAUGCAACUCCAUCUGUGGCUCCAGCAAUUGUUUGCCCUCAAACUGUUGCUGUGGCACCAGCAGCCUUGGUAACAUCUGGUGGCUCAGUUACUCCUGCAGCAUCUACUCCUGCUGAGCCAUGUGAAACUAAGGAAAAUGGCCCACAAGCAAAAGACCCAAGCACUGAAGGAACUGUUGCAAGUGCAGCCUCCAGCAGCAGCAAAGCCAGUUCACCAUGCAUCAAGCAGGAGCACGUGACAGAGACACCACUAGACCUAAGUCUUCGGAAGGAGGCCAAGGCUAGACAGUCACCACAGAACCCUUCCUCACCAGUGCCUGCUCAGCAGGAGGAGGCUUCAAACCCAUCUGCUGUCGUAGUCAGUGCUAUCGAUCCACUCCUGACACUUGGUGAACAGGUAGUUGUAAAGCAAGGAACCUCUCGCUGCCGUGAAUGCAACAUAGUCUUCUACAAGCAUGAAAAUUAUUUGGCUCACAAGCGCCAUUACUGUGCUUCAAGGCAGCAGAAAUUGGGACGACUGUCUUCACCAUCUGGGGAUGAAGGCUCUUCAUCAGAGCUUGUGUCUCGAUCACCAUCAGCCAAUGCAAGUGCUUCACCAGUUCCUGCUAUUCCUGAUGUCUUCGGCCAGAGAAGUGCUGGAGUUCAGUCACCACCUCAACCACUUUACCAGUUUUACUGCCUUGCAUGUGGUAUUAAAUUUACAUCACUUAGCAACCUUCAAGCGCACCAGACCUACUACUGUCCAAAGAGAGAUGUGCUAAAAGGCCAAGUGGGUGUUGCAGCUGUCAAAAGGCCAACUGAGUUUUCGUGUGCACGAUGUAGACUGUCUUAUCCAACAGAAGAAGCCUUGAAGCAGCACCUUUGCUCUGCUGCCCUGCGCAAGUGUCCCUAUUGUGAUGUGUUCUGUCCAACACAAAUUGCUGCACAGCGUCACCUAGUGACUCACACAGGAGUGAGGGCAUUUCGAUGUGCAGAAUGUGGUUACAAAGGCCAUACACUGCGUGGAAUGCGCACUCAUGUUCGCAUGCACCUAGAAAAAGGAACACAGAUGCAAGAAGAGGCUCUCAUUCUUUGUGUUGGUGCUGAUGGAAACACACUUUGUCCUUGGAAUGGCACAGCCGGAGUGCCUGCAGCGGUGACUCCUGCCCUUCCUCACAACAGUGAAACAAUAGAAGAAGCUUCUGCGCGCUCUGGUAGCCCUCCUACUGCUACUACUGUGACAGAAGAGUCAAGCUCAACCUCAAGAGCAUGUGAAGAACAUCAUCCUGCUCCGACAGAGCUUCUUCACUGGUGCAACCUGUGUGGCUACUCUUCCUCUUACAAAGGCAAUGUGGUGCGCCACGUCAAGCUGGUACAUCGCGAUGUAGUUGCCACUUCAGCAGUUCAUUCCUUCACAACCGAGAAGCCUCGUUCUUCAACAAAUGAAGGGCAUCACUCUCCUGUGCCGGAAGUCAAAGUGGAAGAAGUUUCAGAUGCAGAAGAUGCUGCCACAGAAACUUCUGCCAAACAGCAGUCAGAUGUCGCAAUGUGUAACUCACCGGCUGCUGCUGAGGCUACUUUGGUGGACGUUGUUGCAACUAACUCAGCUGAUACUGAUGCUUCUGCUGCAAUGAAACCAGUGCCACCUGUGCCAACACCAAAGAGCAAAGUUCAUGGAGCAACCAAGUACUGUAAAGCAUGUGACAUUUCUUUCAACUAUCUGUCAACAUUUGUUGCACACAAGAAGUACUAUUGCACUGCCCAAACUACGGACAGUGCAGACAGUUCAGGUGCAGCAACAGAACUAGGAGAGUCGGCACCAGGCACAGCCUAAGAGACAGGUCUUUUUUUUUCCCCUGUCCUCGUGAAUACUGGGAGCUUCACUGUGCUUAAGAAAACGCAUAGGACAGGUGUUGGUGCUUUGUUGUGCUUGGAAAAUGAACACAAUGCUCUCCGUUCAGCUAAACUGCUCAGCAGGUGGAAUGGCGUCAUCAUUUUUAAAAGGUGUACAAUGGCUUCCUAUAAUGAUCGGGACUUGGCAGUGUAGCAUUCAUUUAAAUGCUUUUUUGUGGCUUGUGUCAAAUUGAUUGCAAAAGAAAACUUUGGGGCAGGGGUUGUGUUGAACUAGCAUUUAGCAUGGGUAAGAUUUAUGGCACCAGUGUUCACAAAAGGUGUAAACAUUGUGAAAGUCAGAGCAAUGGCCAUGGUACAUCUCAUAAUAGCAUGACUGUAUGCCCUUCAUGAAACUUUCAUCUUUGCACACUGGCAUUUAUGGACACAUGAUCAUAAUCAGGAACUUGUCAAGCAAUUUUAGAGGCUACCAAAGUGUUUGCUGGGAUGCUCACUCACUACCCUCCACCUAAAGUAGCAGAAUUUGAAUUGCUAUGCUAGGUAAAUAUUACUACUGUGCACUCCCAGCUCCCCCACCGACAGUUUGAAGCUUCUUGUGUAUAUGUGUCCAUCUCUGUGCGGUAUUGCAGAUGACUUGCAAAUUCGCUCAAAUCUGGACACUGGUGUCAGAGACAUUUAUUCAUGAUUGCUAUUGAAGUCAAGCAUUUCUGACUAUUUUAUUUCACCCAUGUGAAUUUUUGGCCUUACUAUUUAGUAACCCUUUGCGGUCAUGGGCAUUUGCCCACUUUACAUUUGUUCCUGUUGUGAACAAUUUUACAUGUUUUGGUCGCUGUACAGAAAGAACACUCACGUGAACAAAUGCAUAGCGAUUUACUUGAGAAAGUGUUGUUUAUUUCAAAGGCACUGUCUUCAGUUAGCAUGACAUAUUACGUGAUCACCACGGAAGUCAAUUUCUUGGGGAUUCAUUGUUGCUUUAUUCUUUAGUACUCUCAUCCAAGUACAUUUCCUGGUCUUCUGAAGACGAAAUGUAUUUUUUUCAGCACUAAGGUUGUCUUCAGAUUAACUUAACUUGCAUGACUUCCUUCCAUAAUAUGUACAUGGAGAAAACAUUGCCAUCCUCUCAGUGCUUCACAUCAUGAAAAGCACAUACAAGUUUCUUUGAGUGUGCCACUAUAAAAAAAUGUCCUUGUAUACAUGUGUUCUGUACCAUAAAAUACAAUAGUUAAAAAUGCUGCCAGAAGGUGCCGCAACAGAAACUAAGGAAAAAAGUGGCACCUGGUGAGCAUGUGCACCUUGCACCCUUGCCAGCAUGUUACCAGAAUAGAUAUUUUUGCAUGUUAGGAGGGGCCCGGUACAUGACCGCAAAGGGUCAAUUAUUACGUGUCACAUGAGUAUAGUUCUCUGUAUUGCUAUAUUAAAAUGCAUGUAGUGCAUGCUCCUGGACUCAGUCUGAAUGGGAGAAACAUUGUUCAUGCCUCUUCACAACAGUGACACGAGUAACAAAAUAUUGGCUGGAAAGAGAUGGUGUCACAUGACUAAUGAACAAUAGCACCAAGGACUGGAUUGGUUCAUCUGCCAGUUCCAGCUCUAUUGGUAUAUGAAGGUGACAGUGAGUUAGCUGGAUAAAGAAAGCACUUAUUCCAGAUAUUCGCAUGAAUAAUACAGUGUCGACAUUAGUGCAUUGAUGACGUAAUGUGGCAUAUCUUAUGUACAUAGUAUACAUACUUGUGUAUCCAUGUAUCUGUGUUAGUACAUUUGCAUGUAGCCUCUUUUGUGUAUGCAUUGCAUUCAAGCUGUUUCUUGAAGUAUUCCACUGUUUCAUGCAUUUUGAGUGUGAGUACUGGUGAGCAGCACUGAAGUGCACACACUGUGACUAUUUGUUAUCUUUACUGCAAAUGCACGUAUGAAAGCAUCUUUUGUGGUGAUUGUGCACUCUAAAUUGUUCAAAAAGUAAAUACAGGCGAAAUCUGGGGCAUAUUUAUAACAUCAAGCUGAGAAAAGAGAAUGCUUGACUUUAAUUUUGCCGAGUAUACACUGUUUGCACAAUUUUGUAGGGCUAUUUGUUAUAGUUUCUACAAUUGUAAUGCAUUGCAAAAAACUAGCUUAUGAAGCCAGAAAAUGUGCUGCAUUCUACUCAAGUCAUCAUAAGUUUUGCAUUUGAACAGAUCAAGUUGGUUAAAAGUACCUCUUAGGUGCCUGGCCUCUCUACAUCGACACUUAUACUUUGACAUCUAUAGGCACGCAUUCAUUACAAAAACAGUCCUAAGAACUGGAGGCAGAAAAGGAAAUUGAACUAGAUGUUGCACCAGGAAGCAUUUAUUUGGGAAUAGCUAGAAACAUGUCUUUCUAAGAUGUUUAGUUUACAUUGCUGAUUGAGAAUGGCAUUGCAUAACUGUUGGAAAUUGCAUAUCACUGUGUAUUUUUUCUCCGGUGCAUUUUGUGCAUAGCCACCAAAAGUUAUGUCACACUUAUCUGCACAAAUGCAGUAGCUGUACCACAACAAGUUUUAUUAUGAUAGUUGGGUGAAGAGCAGUAAAGACAAGAAGGUGCUCAUUUCCUGAAUAUGUCUUAAUGGCUCUGGGUAACAACAGGUUACAAAAGGUGUUCAAGCUUUAGGCAGCAAUGUUUUGUUGGGUGUCGGAAUUUAAUGUGCUACCCUUUCUUGAUCAUUCACAUUGCCUUAGGAGGAGUCUUGAAAAUGCUGAUUCAUAAAGUAAUGUGUUCUGAUUCAUACUAGUAAACAUUAGUAAAAGGCAGUAAAUGUAUAGUCAGAAUGAUAGCUUGGGGAUUGCUUGCAUUUCCAUGUUCCAGAGCAUGUGACUUAUAGAAAACAGUCUUGCAAUUGGUUCCUGCAUCCUCUGUACUGUAAUGUAAAUGUUUAGUACAAAGUACAUUUACCUGUUGCUAUAUCUUACUGCUGCAUAUACACAGCAGAUUUAAUAUGAGGAGCCCAAGUUCUUUCUCAGGUGUCGCAUGACACAGGGCUCUUUAGCAGCACUUCACCUUUUAUGUUAUUGCAAAAGUACACGAAGGAUAGUUCUGCACAUACAGGUGUGACACAACCUUUGAUCACUGUCUCGCAGCUUUUGUUGUGCAGUGCCAUUGCAUUUACAUUCAGUAUUUCAUCUGCCAUAUUUUUGCCCAUUGCAAGUGCGCAUAAGUGGACAUGUGUACUUCCUGAAUUGUUUUAAAUGUGAAGUAACUUGCUUCACUUGGAUGAUACAUUCUUUAGGCAUGAUACAUAGUGCCUGCAAGUUACCAUUUGAGUUACUGCGAUUGGAUUCAGCUUGAUCAAAUUAAUUUAGCUUUUGCUUAAAUUUGUACCUGUAAUCAGUUAUAGUACUAAUCUUGUCUUGUGCAUGUUCUGCUAUUCUUGAAGCACAUGCAGAUUUCCUAACACAUUUUGUUUAUACCCUUUCAUUACAUGAUGUGUUAUUGACGUGUCCAAAGUGGAAAGGGGGAAAAGAGAAGCAGGAAGAAGUAACUGUACUCUUCAAUUAACAUCACUGGCAGCAUUUUUAUAUAAAAUAUCUGCUCAUUUAAUUAUAACUGAAUUCUAGCAGCAGCAGGAGUCAUUUCAGAAAGGCGGCUUUCACAAAGCAGGCAUCCUCCUAGCAUUGUGCAAAUUGCUGUCUCAAGGGAAGUCCCUGUCAGGAUGGCAAAUGCCGUCAUCCUUGUCAAGCAUUGUAUGCUGGCUGCAUGCGCCUUUCAUCCGCACUGUCCUGUGGAAAGAACCUCACACUUAUGAAGUUGGUUGCUACAUCUGAUAUAGAAUAGUGUCAUGAUCAACUACACUUCACCUGAAGGUUGUUCUUUCUCUGUAUGACAUUUCCUCACUCCUUGGCAGAGUGUUUGCAAAAUGGGUUCUGCAGUACGCCCAGGAUGCCCGAACUCUGUGCGUGUCUUAGAUCCAGCUGCAUUCAAUGCUGCACAUUAUGUAUUCCACCUGACUUCAGUUGGUGCCGGUGGCCCCCAUAUAUAUAUACAGAUAGGCCAUUGGAUUAAUGGGCAAUGCAAACAUAGGAGCUCACUUGAUAGCGACGACGUAGGCUAUCCUGCUAUUGCCAGCCUUGCUGAUGAGAUACUGUGGGUAGGCUUGGUUGAUGUGCAUCAGAAAGGACAGACUUGGACGCUGAACGUUGACUGUGGUUCUGUAGGAAAAAGGUGUCGGUGUGCGCUGCAUGCUCUGUGCAAGUUCUGUGUUGACAUACUUCCUCUUAGUAUUGAUCCGGGCAGCAUACACAUGCUUUCCUGAGACACACACACACAUAUAUAUGUGUGUGUGUGUGUGUAAUUACCAACCAUUGGUGAAAACUCCAGGCUAAUGAAACACUACUCAUUUUGAGCAUGCUGGCUUGCAGGCCUGCGUGAGUAUGGAUGCUUUCUGUUUUUCAUGAAACUUCAACAGUACCAAAGAAUGGAUCCAUCUCGAAUGUCAUGUCAAGGUAGUAAAGUUCAUUGCACUGUGAAAGUCAAAAUUUAGGUGUACUGUGUAUGGAGCUGGUAGAAAACAUAUUAUAAGGUAUUAUAAGCUGUAUUUUUCUAGUGAUAUAAUACUCUUAGCCUCAACUGCCUGUGGGCCUAAAAGAUUGCAAAGCAGCAUAUUGCCUUUUCUAUUUCCCUUAUCCCUUUAUUUUGCUGACUCACUAUAAAACCUUCAAUACCUACAGUGCAUGCUCUAAUUUUUUAAUUAUUUUGGGAAAGUGAAUAUCUUUUCGUAGUCACACUGCAUCUGUUCUGUGCUACUCUUUUGGAAUGGCAAAAGUUCUGAGACUUGAAUGGUUUUUGUCUAUUAAUAUGCUAUUUGGAUGUUAACAAUGUCUAAAUAGCACUGAUGUGAUACAGGCUCGGAAGCAGUUUACAUGGAAGCAUUCCAUGGCAAGUUUGAACAGCACGAAGUGUGGUAGCCAUGAUUCAAAUGCUUCGUGCUACAGUUCACUUAGCACAAUGUGCACAUACAUGCAGCUCUGCAUUUUAUAUGAAGCAUCGUGGAGGAGCUCCAGGAAACAAACCGGCAUAGUAAAUUGCUGGCCUCAUUGUUAUGUAUGGUCCUCCUUUGGAAUGCACAUUCUUCAACUUUUUCUUCGUGACCAUGCAGCUUCAAUUUCCACAGAGAUUGUAGGUAUCGCCCAGUGCUGGCAGGAAAAGUGAACUCUGGUGGUUAUUGCUUUAAAUGUGCGCCUUUUCUCCCCACCACAUCCUGCUGUGUGUGCCACACAUUGGCACCUGCUGAUUUGCUGGAUGCUGUGUAUUGUGGAAGUUAGUUGCUAUGUGUCACCACUGCAUGUGCAGCUCUUCUUGAGCAAUGCAGCCCUUUCUUCUGCGGUAAUGCUGAGUAGACCGUGACAAGGAGCACUGGUGAAGUACUUGCUUAUGGGCUGUGCUCUGUCUGUAUGAGAAGUGGGGGUGGCUGUUGAACGUGGUUUAAUUGGGUAUAAGUGAGAAUAGUGCUGGGUGGCGCGAUCUGUAUUCUGCUUCUCGAUUGUACCUCGAAGCUUGUCGUGUAUGUAGAGCCAGCCUGUGUGUAUUCCUACUAAAUUAUUAAGGCCUCUAGAUGUGUUUUCCCGACCUGUCACAGAUGUUUACAACUGAACGUCUGAACUAGUCAAAUGUGUGAUGAUGACUGAUGGUGAUGAUGGAUGUGUUUGUAGCAAAAAUGACCGAACGCAAAGUGUGUCCCUAACCCGGUUUGAGUGAUUCAGGGUGAAUGCCAUUGCAACUGGCUGCAGUUCUGAAAGGUGCAAUUGUAUGCGCGAAUGUUCCGCAUAAAACAUUGUGCGUGCAUAUUAUACAUAUCUAUAUAUAUAUAUUACACACAUCUAGAUUUAUGUGUUUUUGAGAAGUGUGUGUGCGUGUUUGUUUCUGUUCUCUUGCUUUCAUCGACGUCUUCCAGAAAACUAGUCCGAAAAAAAUGAGGAUGGGAGAGCUGCUGUUAUCUGCAGGGGUGUGUGAAACGCGAGCUUCUGCACCACGCUAACUGCGGUACACCUCUUGGGUGCUUGGCGCCGUGAGUGCUCAGAUUGAGAACGAGCCCAUGUCGUGGUGAAUGAAUUUUAUGGAAAAAAUGGUUAUUAAAGUUGAGUUGGCACGUGAAGUUCAAGAAAA